Messenger RNA from Ordospora colligata OC4, 291 nucleotides. RefSeq lists its product as uncharacterized. The transcript has a single exon. Lineage: Eukaryota; Fungi; Microsporidia; Ordosporidae. Bases 1 to 291 code for a protein of 96 amino acids. The record is from RefSeq and is a predicted model, not a curated record.
AUGAAAGAGCUCAUUCAAGAAAUCGAGAAGCUCGAAGCAGACAUAAAAAGCGACCUUGGGCUUGAAGAUGCUCUUAUUUCCACACAAUCAAUCCUGCAGACCAUAAACGGUUACAGAAAUCUCAUCAAGCCCAAGGAAAAGCAAAUAAGAGAAUCCCGUCUUGGCAUGCUCAGAAUGGCAAUCAACAGGCUCGACUUUCAUAAUCUCGAAUGCGAAGAAAACACACUGGCAGACAAGCUCAAAGGCAUCUGUAAUCAAGACAGCCCUGCACAAAAUAGAUCCGGAUGCUGA